AAACAAAUUUCCUUUUGGACACAUCUCAGCGAAAAAUGAGGUUGCGUAUGUCAGCCGUGGUGAUUCAGUGUAAGAGCGCUGACUAGCAGAUAGAGUGUGUACUACAACGGGAUGUUUCAAGUCCUUCUAUAAAGGUGAGUUACGUAAUGGCUGUUUAAAAUUCUACGUCUCGUCUUUUUCCUAGCCUUAGACUAAAUGUCUAUACGGUAAACGCAUAAUAUUGCAGGGUAUAAUUCAACAUUCCUUACAACGUAAACACUCCGUCAUCUUGAACAUUCGGAAGAGCAGAUGGCACGUGAAUCCACAGAAAACCCACGACAGAUAUCCGGAUAUAAGAGACAUGUAUGUGCUCUUUUAAGACUUUCUCAGCUUACAUCCAGUCUUACAAUGAUAUUACUUUCCUUCGUACAUAAUUGUGACCGCAAUGUAUUAUUUGCUUUGCUCUAAAGAAUAAAUUCUGGUAUCAAACAUUGAUAAAACACAAUAUAGUAGAGACACAAUGAGACAGCUUGGUUAACAUAGGUGCCAUUAACACAUCUCUAACUCUAUAUGUUACAUUGUCUAUAUGUCAAACGCUGUGCAAGUUGAAUUGUGGUGACGUCAGUAUAGCGCCUGUGGUCACAAGGUGUGAGUAAACAAACCAAUGGGCUAAAGUCCACAUCACGACUGGAACACAAAGAAGAAACGGGAACAAGAUUUGCGUCGUGGUUCUUUCAACUUGGCUCAACAUGGCGGCUGUGAUGUUGGUGAUUCUCCUUGUUCUCGCCCUUCCUGCAAUCCCAGCGUGCCCGGAUGGGUGUCGCUGUCUCACCAAACAAACCACCGUGAUCUGCCACAACUCAUCAUUCACAACCGUCCCAAAGAACAUCCCAGCCAACACCACCACUCUGGAGAUACGAUACACCAAACUCAGCUCUCUGCGGGAUGGAGACUUCGCGGGGUUGCCCAGCCUUGUGAACUUGACUGCUGACGAAAACGCCAUCAGUACAAUCGAACCCGGGUCGUUUAACGGGCUUCACAACCUCAAAGUGCUCAACAUCGCCAACAAUAAAGUUUCCAAGCUCCCACCUGGAUUAUUUAACGGUACACAAAACUUGACAACAUUCAAUGCUGUAAACAAUGAGAUCAAAGCCGUCCCAGUCGGUCUGUUCACUCGCCACCCCUCACUUGCCACCGUCCAUUUGAGUCAUAACAACAUUUCAGUCGUGGAGGAAGAGGCGUUUGCGUAUAUGACAAACCUGGCCGAAAUUGAACUAAAUGAUAAUCGCAUACAAAAGAUCACUUCCUCGUACUUCUACAAUGCUAAAAGCCUAACGAGGUUGUCUCUUAGUAGUAACGACAUCAUGUACAUCGGCUCUGGUGCCUUCCAAACCUGUACAAACCUACAGGAACUUAUCCUGGACAACAACGUGCUGGAGGAUUUUGUCGGAAUCGUUGACCAUCUUGGGAGCCUGCAAAAGUUAUCUCUGAACAACAAUCGCGUCAACCGCCUUAAGGCGCAAAUAAUCGAGGGCACGCCGGCGCUACAAUUCCUUUAUCUCAGCAACAAUAGAAUAGAAUACGUGGACGAACUCGCCUUCAUAAGUCUGACUAAUUUGAAAUACUUGUGGCUGGACCUUAACCGCAUCCAGAACUUCAGUUUUGCCUUUCUAACAAACCUUGAUAUUCUCAACAUCAGUUACAAUAGUCUGAGGUCGCUACCGACUAACAUGACGGACGCAUGGCAGCUUCAGGAGUUGAUACUAUCGGGAAACCCCAUCCAAGCUCUGAAGCCGAACGGGUUUGCGGGGCUGGACCACGUGCACGAGAUAGAGCUGGCCAACAUCUCAUGUAUCAAGUCUGGCUGCCUGGGUCCACAGUCUCUGUGCGGUAACUUGGUCAACGUGGUCUUAGACAGCAACAACUUCACAGAGUUCCCUCGGGGUAUCUUUGACUGCGCAUCUCUGACUUUCUUGAGCCUGGGCUACAAUAACUUGGACCAUCGCAGCUUCCACGCAGACGACUUCCAUCCCCUGUCAUACCUGAUGAGUUUACAAUUCCCGGGGAACCACAUUACCAACACAUCUUCCCUGGCCCAGGCUAUGCGCGCCAUAGAACAUCUCGCGUUUUUCGACAUCAGGCAGAACCCUAUUGUAUAUCUACCAGAGAACGCGUUCUCUAUACCAUCGGUAUCACGGGUAGCUAUGAGCGGCAUGAGGCUGAGUGUGUUAGACCCGGGGGCGCUCGGCGGCAUCUCCAGUGUCACAGAGCUGGACUUGAGCUUUAACCGACUUCAGUACCUGCCAGGCCAAAUAUUUGAUGGGCUGGGAGGUUUUGGUCAAGUUAACACCGACGGAAACCCUUGGAAAUGUGAUUGCCAGAUGUACGACUUCGCCAAAUGGCUGCAACAGACUACCAUGCAAAUUGACGUGUACUGUCACUCUCCCACAAACUUGAGUGGCAAACACUUGAAGGACAUCCCAUUAGAAGAGCUCCAGUGCGAUUGUAUCCACUACCAAGCGCCCUCUAUCGAUACUACUGGGAGCGACAAUCACACGGAAGUUGGGAGCACUGCAAGUCUGACGUGCAACGUCACGAGUUGUCCCGACCCCGCCGUCAUCUGGUCUACUCCGCAGGGAGUCAUUCUGUCUGUAGAUUCGGAAAUGCCUCGGUUCACGGUCAAGGGAAACGGGACACUUAUGAUAAAGAACAUUACAGAAUCUGAUGCGGGGGAGUACCACUGCAUGGCAGUGAACUAUCUCGGCAAGGAUAUGGCAACCGUCUCCCUGGAAGUGGGCUAAUGCAUGCAUGUACAAUAGUCAAAAUCUCUUUAAUGUGACACCCAACUGCUGUUGUCUCUCGCAUCGAAUGUUAACAAAACUUUUCAUGUCGAAUUUCUUAUUGGCAGCUUUCUCUGCUCUGAUAUGAUCAUUAUAUAGUAAUUCAAAGUACCUGAUACAUGUCAUGAUCAGCAGAGCAACGCAAAGCCGUAUGACAAACUACAUGAUUCAAUAUAAGCGCUCGCAAUUAAAACAUGACUGUUAACUA
This is a messenger RNA of Branchiostoma floridae (Florida lancelet), 3027 nucleotides long. RefSeq names its product leucine-rich repeat-containing protein 15-like. The record is from RefSeq and is a predicted model, not a curated record. Gene Ontology annotation, molecular function: protein binding. Gene Ontology annotation, cellular component: extracellular matrix. Lineage: Eukaryota; Metazoa; Chordata; Leptocardii; Amphioxiformes; Branchiostomatidae. Bases 729 to 2780 code for a protein of 683 amino acids. The transcript has 2 exons.